AUGGCCAGUGGCAGCACCUACGAGCUUCUCCACCUCAGCCUGCGCGCGCCGUCGCCGUCUCCGACGUUGUCGCCGGCCGUGCUCAAGGAGAUUGACGAUGCCGACGUCCCCUUCUUCAUGACGGGCAUCUUCCUCCCCCACGCCAUCUGCACACUCUUCAUCCUCGCCCGCGUCGUCAGCCGUGUCUGGGUCAUACGCAAGUGGUACAUCGACGACACCCUUAUCUUCCUCGCGUGGCUCUUUUCCUCGGCCCUAUGCGUCGUGUAUGGCAUCACCGCAGCGACGCCCUGGCUUCUUGGUGCGCCUCCAGAAGCGGCCUCGGAGGAGAUGGACGUGAACCCGUACAUCAUGCGCACCUACCUCGGCCUCAUCUACUACCAGCUCUGCCUAUGCCUCACCAAGCUCUCCAUCCUCGCUUUCUACCUGCGCAUGUUCGCCUGCCGCCCGACAGAGCGCUACCUGGCGUGGGCCGCCAUCGUCUUUGUCUUCAUGUACAGCGCACCGAUGCUGCUCAUGAGCUUCUUGCAAUGCCACCCCGUCCGGGGCCAGUUCUUUGGUCAUCCGAUGGUGUGCUUCGACUUCCCGGAUUUGCUCAUCUCGAGCGCAAGUCUGCACUCGGCAACAGACGCCUGGCUGAUCAUCAUGGUCAUCCCCUGCGUCAUGAGGCUGGACAUCCCCCGUCGGCAAAAGGUUGCCCUUGGGCUGGUGAUGAGCAUGGGCAUCUUCGUCAUUGCCGCCAGCAUGAUCCGGCUGCAGCUCAGCCUGCACCUGCACUAUCAGCCAAACAGCUCCGCGGUCAGGAACACGCUGGGCUUCUUCGUCAUGACGGUCCUCGAGUGCGACAUUGCCCUCAUCUGCGCCAGCGCGCCGACGCUUCGGCCGCUGCUGGCGAGGGUGUUCUUUGGGGGGUCGAGCUGCAACGCCAAGAGGAAGUCGUUGGAGGCCAACACCGCCGACAGUUUCGACUUGACAAGUCUGACGUACCACGGGUACCCGUGGGCGACCACGAGCACGUCUGUGACAGGAAGCAGAAACGCCAGCGUCGCCAGCCACCUGAACAAGCUACGGAUGCCGGCGCCGCCAGCGCCGGUUCGUCCGAUGGCUCAACGCCCGCCGCGUCCGCCGACGACGCUGCACUUUGGGGACAUGAUUGUGGGCACGGCGCCGCGGGGCAAAGGGUGCCCAUUGAUGGAGGACACGCGGCCCAUGUUGAACGAGACGUGGGAGAUGAAGCGCAGUUCGUCCAUCUACUCGCAGGAUUCGGCAUGGGACGGUCCCCGCGAGUACGAUUACGAGAAGGGUGCCAUCCUCAAGACGAUGAGGCUGAGCCUUCGCUCCGAGUACAUAGCACAGAAUGACGUUAGGUUCAAGAAGAAUGAGCCGCUGAAUAUCAACCGUUGGAGUCCGACAUCCGGGCUCAGCGGAGAUACCUGGGCCGCGGAUAGAAGCAGCUCGGGCACAAAUAAGGAGGGCAUGGAGAGGAAAGUGUGGGCCGAUAUACCCCGGGAGGAGGAAGACGGCAAGCCCCAAAUCCCCCUGCGAAGCCCGUUGAGGGACAGUCGAAGAUAA
Colletotrichum spaethianum is the source of this 1569-nucleotide messenger RNA. RefSeq lists its product as uncharacterized. The record is from RefSeq and is a predicted model, not a curated record. The coding region runs from base 1 to 1569 and encodes 522 amino acids. The transcript has 2 exons. Lineage: Eukaryota; Fungi; Ascomycota; Sordariomycetes; Glomerellales; Glomerellaceae.